GCCGCGGUCGGAGCCAUUUCGCCGCUGCCUGGGUGCAAGGGGCCGCGUGCUUUUUAGCGGUCUCUGAGGGAGGCCGGAGACGCAGACGGUCUUAAGAGGGCCGUGCUCUCGGGCACCGGGAAGCGGAGGCUGGUCCAAAGAAGACUUUUGAAUCAUGGGUGACGUUAAAAAUUUUCUGUAUGCCUGGUGUGGCAAAAGGAAGAUGACUCCAUCGUAUGAAAUUAGAGCAGUAGGGAACAAAAACAGGCAGAAAUUCAUGUGUGAGGUUCGGGUAGAAGGAUAUAAUUACACGGGCAUGGGCAACUCCACCAAUAAAAAAGAUGCACAGAGCAAUGCUGCCAGAGACUUUGUUAACUAUUUGGUUCGAAUAAAUGAAGUAAAGAGUGAAGAAGUCCCAGCUAUGGGGAUUGCUCCUCCUCCACCUACAGUUACUGCUGAGACAUCUGACACCACCACAACAAGUACUGGAGGAGAUUUGCCAACAACCAUGGGAGGACCUCUUCCUCCACAUUUGGCUCUCAAGGCAGCAGAAAAUAAUUCUGGAGGAGCAUCUGGCUAUGGUGCUCCUGUACCCACCUGGGACCGGGGAGCCAACUUGAAAGAUUACUACUCAAGAAAGGAGGAACAAGAAGUACAAGCGACUCUAGAGUCAGAAGAAGUAGAUUUAAAUGCUGGACUUCAUGGAAACUGGACCUUGGAAAAUGCUAAGGCUCGUCUGAACCAGUAUUUCCAGAAAGAAAAGAUCCAAGGAGAAUAUAAAUACACCCAAGUGGGUCCCGAUCACAACAGGAGCUUUAUUGCAGAAAUGACCAUUUAUAUCAAGCAGCUGGGCAGAAGGAUUUUUGCACGUGAACACGGAUCAAAUAAGAAAUUGGCAGCACAAUCCUGUGCCCUAUCACUUGUCCGACAGCUGUAUCAUCUUGGAGUGAUUGAAGCUUACUCUGGACUUACAAAGAAGAAAGAAGGAGAGACAGUGGAGCCUUAUAGAGUUAACAUCUCUCAAGAUUUAGAGCAUCAACUGCAAAAUGUGAUCCAAGAGCUAAACCUUGAAAUAGUGCCCCCACCUAUUGAUCCUUCUAUGCCAGUUAUGCUCAACAUUGGAAAAUUGGCUCACUUUGAACCUUCUCAGCGUCAAAAUCAAGUGGGUGUGGUUCCUUGGUCACCUCCACAAUCCAACUGGAAUCCUUGGACUAGUAGCAACAUUGAUGAGGGUCCCCUGGCUUACGCUACUCCAGAACAAAUAAGCUUGGAUCUGAAGAAUGAAUUAAUGUACCAGCUGGAACAGGAUCAUGAUUUGCAAGCAGUCUUGCAGGAGAGAGAAUUACUUCCUGUGAAGAAAUUUGAAAGUGAAAUUCUGGAAGCAAUUAGUCAAAAUUCAGUUGUCAUUAUCCGAGGGGCUACUGGAUGUGGUAAAACUACACAGGUUCCACAGUUCAUUCUGGAUGACUUUAUCCAGAAUGACCGAGCAGCAGAGUGUAAUAUCGUAGUAACUCAACCCAGGAGAAUCAGUGCAGUUUCUGUGGCAGAGCGAGUUGCAUAUGAGAGAGGAGAAGAGCCUGGAAAAAGCUGUGGCUAUAGUGUUCGAUUUGAGUCUAUACUUCCCCGUCCUCAUGCCAGUAUAAUGUUUUGUACUGUAGGUGUGCUUCUCAGAAAGUUAGAAGCAGGCAUUCGAGGAAUCAGUCAUGUAAUUGUAGACGAAAUACACGAACGAGACAUUAAUACUGACUUCCUUUUGGUAGUAUUGCGUGAUGUGGUUUUGGCUUAUCCUGAAGUUCGCAUUGUUCUUAUGUCUGCUACUAUUGAUACCAGCAUGUUCUGUGAAUAUUUCUUCAAUUGCCCCAUAAUUGAAGUUUAUGGGAGGACUUACCCAGUUCAAGAAUAUUUUCUGGAAGAUUGUAUUCAGAUGACCCAGUUUGUUCCUCCACCAAAGGACAAGAAAAAGAAGGACAAGGAGGAUGAUGGUGGUGAGGAUGAUGAUGCAAACUGCAACCUGAUCUGUGGUGAUGAAUAUGGUCCAGAAACAAAAAUGAGCAUGUCUCAGUUGAAUGAAAAGGAAACUCCUUUUGAACUCAUUGAAGCUCUUCUUAAGUACAUUGAAACCCUUAAUGUUCCUGGCGCUGUGCUGGUUUUUUUACCUGGCUGGAAUUUGAUUUAUACUAUGCAAAAGCAUUUGGAAAUGAAUCCACAUUUUGGAACUCAUAGGUAUCAGAUUCUACCUCUGCACUCUCAGAUACCUCGAGAGGAACAGCGCAAAGUAUUUGAUCCUGUACCAGUUGGUGUAACCAAGGUCAUUUUGUCCACAAAUAUUGCUGAGACAAGCAUUACUAUUAAUGAUGUUGUUUAUGUUAUUGACUCUUGCAAGCAGAAAGUGAAACUCUUCACUGCUCACAACAAUAUGACCAACUAUGCUACAGUAUGGGCAUCCAAAACAAACCUUGAACAACGGAAAGGCCGAGCUGGCCGGGUACGGCCUGGAUUCUGUUUUCACCUCUGUAGUCGAGCUCGAUUUGAGAGACUUGAAACCCACAUGACACCAGAGAUGUUCCGAACACCAUUGCAUGAAAUUGCUUUGAGCAUAAAACUUCUGCGUCUAGGAGGAAUUGGCCAAUUCCUGGCAAAGGCAAUUGAACCUCCGCCUUUGGAUGCUGUGAUUGAAGCAGAGCACACUCUUAGAGAGCUUGAUGCAUUGGAUGUCAAUGAUGAGUUGACUCCUUUGGGACGAAUCCUGGCUAAGCUCCCCAUUGAGCCUCGCUUUGGCAAAAUGAUGAUAAUGGGGUGUAUUUUCUAUGUGGGCGAUGCUGUGUGUACCAUCUCUGCAGCCACCUGCUUUCCUGAGCCUUUCAUUAGUGAGGGGAAGCGCCUAGGCUAUAUCCAUCGGAACUUUGCUGGAAACAGAUUUUCUGAUCAUGUGGCCCUUUUGUCAGUGUUCCAAGCCUGGGAUGAUGCGAGAAUGAGUGGAGAAGAAGCAGAGAUACGGUUUUGUGAACACAAACGUCUCAAUAUGGCUACACUGAGAAUGACUUGGGAAGCUAAAGUUCAGCUUAAAGAAAUUCUGAUUAAUUCUGGAUUUCCAGAAGAUUGUUUGUUGACACAAGUUUUUACUAACACUGGACCAGAUAAUAAUUUGGAUGUUGUUAUUUCUCUCCUGGCCUUUGGCGUGUACCCUAACGUAUGCUAUCAUAAGGAAAAGAGAAAGAUUCUUACUACUGAAGGGCGUAAUGCACUCAUCCACAAAUCUUCGGUUAAUUGUCCUUUUAGUAGCCAAGACAUGAAGUACCCUUCUCCAUUCUUUGUAUUUGGUGAAAAAAUUCGAACCCGAGCCAUUUCUGCUAAAGGCAUGACCUUAGUCACCCCCUUGCAGUUGCUUCUCUUUGCUUCUAAGAGAGUCCAGUCUGAUGGGCAGAUUGUGUUUGUAGAUGACUGGAUCAGGCUGCAAAUAUCCCAUGAAGCUGCUGCCUGCAUCACUGCCCUCCGGGCAGCAAUGGAAGCUCUGGUUGUUGAAGUAAGCAAACAACCUAAUAUCAUCAGCCAGUUGGACCCUGUAAAUGAACAUAUGCUUAACAUGAUUCGCCAGAUCUCUAGGCCAUCAGCUGCCGGUAUAAACCUUAUGAUUGGCAGUGCACGGUAUGGAGAUGGUCCACGUCCUCCCAAGAUGGCCCGAUAUGAUAAUGGCAGUGGAUAUAGAAGGGGAGUUUCUGGAUAUGGUGGUGGAGGCUAUGGCACUGGAGGCUAUGGUAGUGGCUAUAGCAGUGGAGGUUUUGGUGGCGGAGGCUAUGGAGGUGGUGGAGGUGGCGGUGGUGGUGGCGGCUAUGGAGCAGGUGGAGGCUAUGGUGGAGGCUCCAACUCCUAUCGAGGAGGAUACGGUGGAGGUGGUGGUGGUGGUUACAGAGGAGGUUUCCGAGGAGGUUUUAGGGGAAACUUUGGUGGAGACUACAGAGGAUCUGGAGGAGACUACAGAGGAUCUGGUGGAGACUAUAGAGGAUCUGGUGGAGACUACAGAGGAUGUGGUGGAGAUUAUAGAGGAUCUGGUGGAGGGGGCUACAGAGGAUCUGGGGGAUUCCAGCGAGGCGGUGGCAGGGGGGGCUAUGGAGGUGGCUACUUUGGGCAAGGAAGAGGAGGAGGUGGUUAUUAAAACUUGGUUAUGUCAAUGCCUGUUCAUAGACAGUUUUUGGAAAAAAAAGCAUGCUGUGUGUUUUCCCAAGAUGUUUAUUAUUUGCACCCAAAAAAAAUAAAUAAACGCAUUUUCCACCCAUUCUGUGGUUCAUUAUAGUUUAAGGAAACCAAGCAUAUAGACACAUUAGUGAUUUUUGUUUAUAUUAUGUAAAAUAUAAUGAUCUAUUAUAAAAGUACUACAGUUUGUAUUUUUUCUUUAAGGAGUAAAGAUUUGCCUUCUAAAUUAACUUGAUAUUUUCUUGGCUUUUGUUUAAUACAAUAGAAAAUAAAGUAUUACACUGAAUACUGAC
Messenger RNA from Sciurus carolinensis (gray squirrel), 4463 nucleotides. RefSeq names its product DExH-box helicase 9 (gene Dhx9). Gene Ontology annotation, biological process: regulation of mRNA processing; positive regulation of transcription by RNA polymerase II. Gene Ontology annotation, molecular function: double-stranded RNA binding; 3'-5' DNA/RNA helicase activity; 3'-5' DNA helicase activity. The coding region runs from base 155 to 4132 and encodes 1325 amino acids. The transcript is spliced from 28 exons. Lineage: Eukaryota; Metazoa; Chordata; Mammalia; Rodentia; Sciuridae. The record is from RefSeq and is a predicted model, not a curated record. Gene Ontology annotation, cellular component: nucleolus; intracellular anatomical structure; ribonucleoprotein complex.